AUGGCCACCCUCGGCGCACCAAGAAUUGCUGCUGCUGCUGCUGCAGCAGCACCCGGCGGUGCUGCUGCUUCCCAAAAGUCUUCCUGGCAGCACGACGAGAAGCAGCAAGAUGUGCGGCGCCAGAACAUAGCAGCAGCAAGAGCCGUCAGCGACGCCAUUCGCACCAGCUUGGGCCCCCGAGGAAUGGACAAAAUGAUUCAAGAUGCUCGGGGGGGUGUUCUUAUAACUAACGACGGCGCGACGAUCUUGGAGCAGAUUUCGGUGAUGCAUCCGGUGGCAAAAAUGAUGGUGGAGUUGUCGCGCGCGCAAGACAUGGAGGCCGGCGACGGCACUACUUCUGUGGUGGUCUUCUGCGGGGCGCUGCUGGACGCGGCGCAGCAGCUGCUGGACAAGGGGCUUCACCCGCAGACAAUUGCUGCAGCGUUUGCAGAGGCUGCGGCGCAGGCGGAGCCGAUUCUGCGGGCCAUGGCUGUUCCUGUGAAUCUUGAAGAUCGCGAAAGUAUAAUUCAAACAGCUUCGACUUCACUGCAGUCGAAAGUUGUUUCGCAGAACGCGGCGCUGCUGGCGCCCAUAGCCUGCGACGCGGUCACCGAGGUGAUGCGGCGGGACACGGGGCAAGGCUGCCAAGUGCGGCUGCAGGACAUUCGAGUCGUCAAGAAGUUGGGGGGAACUGUAGAAGACUCGGAAAUGGUGAAAGGCGUUGUGUUGGUGCAGCAGAAAGUGGCGAAGAGAGCAAACGGCCCCACGCGGGUGCAGGGCGCGAAGAUCGGUCUUAUUCAGUUUUGCCUUUCUGCACCCAAGACCGACAUGGAAAACAACAUUGUAAUAACAGAUUAUUCGCAAAUGGACAGAAUGUUGAGGGAAGAAAGACUUUUGAUUGCCAAAAUGGUCAAACACAUCGCAGCCACUGGCUGCAACUGCCUGCUCAUUCAAAAGAGCAUUCUGCGAGAUGCUGUUAAUGACUUGUCUCUUGACUACCUGGCGAAAGCAAAAAUACUUGUUAUUCGAGAUAUUGAAAGAGAUGAUAUUGAAUUCCUCUCUAAGACCCUCGGCUGUUCGCCGGUGGCCUCUCUGGACCACUUCACUGCAGAUAAACUGGGGCGGGCGGAUCUCGUUGAAGAUGAAUUGGUACCCGGAGGAGGCCACAUCGUGCGCAUGACAGGAGUUCCUUCCCAAACGGCAGUGACAGUUUUGUUGCGCGCUUCCAACCAGUUGAUGCUAGACGAGACCGAAAGGUCUUUGCACGACGCGCUGUGCGUGGUUCGCUGUUUGGUGAAGAAGCAGUUCCUGCUUCCUGGGGGAGGCGCGCCAGAGGCGGAGUUGUCUUUGAGGCUGCAUGAGUGGGCCUGCACUCUCCCCGGUCUUAACCAAAUGUGCGUAAAGCGCUUUGCGGAGGCCCUCGAGGUGGUGCCGUACACUUUGGCUGAGAACGCAGGUUUGCAGCCCCUGGAAGUGGUGUCUGAGCUGCGCCACCAACACGCCAUGGGCAAGACGAGCAGCGGCAUUGACAUUCGGCAGGGCUGCGUGACGGAUAUGCUGCAGCGGCAGGUGCUGCAGCCGCUGCUGGUGACGCUGAGCGCAGUGCAGCUGGCUGCGGAGGCUGUUGCGAUGAUUCUCAAAAUAGACGACAUUGUCAUGUGCAGAUAG
This is a messenger RNA of Eimeria tenella, 1647 nucleotides long. RefSeq names its product T-complex protein 1 subunit delta. The coding region runs from base 1 to 1647 and encodes 548 amino acids. Gene Ontology annotation, molecular function: ATP binding; ATP hydrolysis activity; ATP-dependent protein folding chaperone. NCBI's taxonomy places the organism in Eukaryota, Apicomplexa, Conoidasida, Eucoccidiorida, Eimeriidae. Gene Ontology annotation, biological process: protein folding. The transcript is spliced from 13 exons. Gene Ontology annotation, cellular component: chaperonin-containing T-complex. The record is from RefSeq and is a predicted model, not a curated record.